Naumovozyma dairenensis CBS 421 is the source of this 1443-nucleotide messenger RNA. RefSeq lists its product as uncharacterized. The record is from RefSeq and is a predicted model, not a curated record. Gene Ontology annotation, biological process: cellular respiration. NCBI's taxonomy places the organism in Eukaryota, Fungi, Ascomycota, Saccharomycetes, Saccharomycetales, Saccharomycetaceae. Gene Ontology annotation, cellular component: nucleus; mitochondrion. The transcript has a single exon. The coding region runs from base 1 to 1443 and encodes 480 amino acids.
AUGUCUGACUAUAGUAAUCAAUUCAGUACGAUGUCUUCGAAUGCUGAUCCAAAGACUACUCCUUCUAAUCGAAUACCAUCAAAUAAUCAGCAGCAAUUCAGAACCGAUGAUAUAUCAACCUUUAAUCCAAAUAAUAUGUCACCUGUCUUCACGUCACAGGAUAAUAAUAAUGGUAAUAAUAAUAUGAAUCUAAAUAGAUAUCAAAAUCUUUCCUUUAACAAUAAUGGUCAAUAUAGUCAACUUCUCAAUAGACAACAAUUAGUACAACAGGAGAGCCCAGAUCAAUCUCAACUGCAACAACAAAGCCAUCACUAUCAGGCGCAAACACAAGCACAAGCACAGACACAAGCGCAGCAGCAGCAGCAGCAAACACUGCCAUAUCUUUGGGCAUCUUCUAAUCAACCGAAAAGUAUAUUUAUAAAUGCUUCAUCCAAUUUGCCAAUACUUGCCAAUAAAGUGCCAGAGCAACAACCACAACCACAACCACAACAAUUGCAGCUCCCACAUCAAGAACAAAUACAGCGAUAUUCUUCUUCAUCUCUAACAACUGUACAUAAUGACGUCUCUUCGCUAUUAUCACAGCAAAAUAAUGACGCUAAUAAUACUAAUGUUCAAGAAGAUGAUCCGCAACAACUUAUGCUAUCACAAGAUAUUAGCCAUUUGACUACAUUCCCUUCAUCACUUUCUAAAAGACUAUCACUAAUAAUACCAUCAAAGACAACUCUAAAGAAAAAAUCCGCAAACACUUUUGCCAAAUUCAUUUUCGCUGAAGAUCGUUAUUCAGAUAAUUUAAUAUGUCAAUUUUAUGAUCCCAAUAAUACAAAUGAAGAUUCCUCGAUUUGUAACAAGAUAAUCAAAAUGAGUAGUAAAUCAAUAAAACGUAGAACUCAAGCACGUAAAUGUAAAGACCAUCUAAGAUUAGAACAUGACAUAGAAAUAAAUCCAAAUAAUUAUUUACAUUAUUUAAAUCAUAAUUCUGAACUUUUUAAAAAAGCAUAUACCACAAAGACUUUAGCUAACGUGAAACCACUAGUGGAAUCAUUCUCCAUGGCUCAUGAUUUACAAAAGAUGCAAAAUAUGCAGGCAUAUGUAGAAUUAUCAGAAUUGUUUAACUUGGCUCAUAUACCAAUUGAAGUCUUUGAACAUCCACUAUUCAUGGUUUGGUUUAAAAGAUGGGUUAGUGAGAAGGAAUUGUUUACUCCAGCACAUGAUGAAUUGAUUAAUUUGACAAAUACCAAUGACGCUCCGACAAGCCUCACUGAUAGAUCGGCCAACGCCCCGGUUAAUAAUAACAACAAUGGUAAUAACAGUAAUAAUAAUAAUAAUAAUAUCCCGCAUAAUAUUGAUAGAAACGAACUUAUUCAACAUAAUACUAACGGCGCUGACGAUGAACAAGAAGGAGAAGAAGAAAGCAUGACAACAACGGUAUCUAAUGACAACUAA